UUUUAAUCUGCAGAAUUAAGAAUUAGGGAGCGAAAUUGGAAUUAGGAAGAGGGGAGAGAAGAGAAGAGAAGGGAAAGAAGAGAGAGGAAUAAGAGUUGUGAGCUGGUUAUGUUGGAGUACGAGGUGAGGGUUGCUUUCUCUGCAUCCCAAGAUCCGAAUUCCUUUCUUCCUCGAAAGAUGCACAGUCCAAUCUCAUGAUUCCAAUCCCACCCAUUGCGUUCAUCGGGUCAUUAUUGCGCCAUGGUAACUGUCUCCCCGGGAACCGAGACGGCCGCUCUCGCUCCCCCUUACACCCCCUUCCAAUCCCCUUCUUUUGAAGGUAUGUGAUGAUGAAGAAGAAGAGUACGUGAAGAAGAAGAAGAAAAGAGGAGACUUGCUGUUUCUAGGACGAGAAUGGCGACGCUUCAGAAGUUUAAGCUGCUCGCGACGCAGUGCGCGGCGCCGGCCGCCAGCCCGUCGAGAAGCCCCGGCCCCGCCGCGGCAAUCGCCCCCUCCAGCCCCGCUUUCCGGUUGCGCCGCCGGAGGAGCCUCAGGACGCUCCUCGGCCGGGCGUCGUCCCGUCGGGCCGCGGCCGCGGUCCCCGGGAAGCCGCCCCCGGCGCCGGAUCGCCCGUCGGAGAAGCGGGCCUUGUUGAGCCACUCGCUCGCGGAUCUGUUCGUCUCCUCGCCCCCGCCGGGUGGAGCGGAAGGAGGGCACGAGUCCGCCGCCGGAGCCGUGCGGAGGUUCGGGUUCGACAUCCUCGCCGCCGGGGGUAGAGCCGGCGGGGGACCCAGGUUUGGGUCUCGCGGCUUGAGGUACCGGUUGCUGCGGCGGACCUGGCGGCCGGUGCUCGUCGCCAUUCCCGAGUGAGCGAGCGAUCCAAAAAACUUGCUCUCGUUGGGGAUAAUAAGAGAGUUCAAGCUGUAGGUACUGUUGUAACUUGCGUUCACUGUGUGUUCAUGGGAAGGUGGACACUGCAUGAGUUGAUCUAUAACCAGUAUUCAUCUUCUACAUCCUCUUUAUCUUCGCUUCUCUUUCUUUUCAUAAAUGGAGAAUGAUUUCAGGCUACAACAUCCUAAAGGUCAUAAAAUUCUGAGUUUUCUGUCAGAACCAAUGCCUUCCAUCACUAGGAAAACAUCAAUUGCUUCACCUGCCAACACCAGCUCAGUGCAAGUUGAAAUGGUGAUGUGUUAGAUCAUGAGUUCAUCGUGUUCUGCUCUGCUAUUGUCAGAACAAGCUUGCUGAAGGAGAAGCUAGCUAAAGACUAGAUUGAUGCACAAAAGAGUUUCCUACCAAGUCUUCUGCUUGUUCUGUUUUCUGUCAUCAUCCAGCUUACUGUACUUGCUUGUGUCUCGUGCCAAAUGACUGAAGAUAAAAUGAAGAAGGCAGGGACCAAAGAUAAGUGAGUGGCAUUCAUUGUCCUCCAAUGCAUGUAGAGGAACUAACAAUUGUGAAGAAGGUGUUCGCCUUGCAGUUCAAGUUUAUCCGCUUGCUCACCCUGUUCAAGGCCAAGGAGGUGGUGGCUUUCGCUGCAGUUCACAUGGCAAAAAGGGACAGUAAAGUGAUGCUACUUCCUGAUGUCAAUAGAGACAGGGAGAAUCAAGAGCAGAAGGAUCCAAUCUACCAUUUUGCCCAUCGCCACCAGUUGCCUCCAAGAAAAGAUGCGUUGGGUGAGCGGCACAAAUCAGUAAGCUUGACACCUCGCUUUUUACCUUCUCAGUCACUUGUCCUGCACUGCACUGCACCUUCACAGUGAUAUAUACGCCAUGGAGAAGCCUCUUUCUUCUUUUUACAUCACCAGCAGUAUCUGAGCACUCUUUACAGCCUUGUGAGAGAGUCAUACUUUUAUUACCUCCUCACCAACCUUUCAAAUCCAUGCACAAUAUGAUGUGAAAAAUGAAUCAGAUAAUGAGAAAAAGAGCUCCACAGAUAGUAACAUGAAAUAAAAAGCUGGGAAAGAUACUUGUAGAUAUGUGGACAGAAAUGAGCACAUGAACAUUAGAAAGCAAAGGGACAAGAUGAAUAGACAGCAGGAAGAGAGAACCAAUUGAGUCUUUUUCUUUCAUAUGGAAUCAGCUUUCAUAAAGUCUAUCAGAUACAGCAGUGCUUUGAAUAUCCAUGAAAGAAAACCAACACAGACAGCCAGUCAGCAAUUUUUUGUGAACAUUGGUGAGUGAUGCCAUACACUGCAGCUCAUUUGAAUGCCUUUUUGGCUCCUGUGGGGUUCCAGAUCAUGAUUCUUUCAACUAUUUGGAUAUCAAGUUCCAGACUGAAUUUUUUCUGUGACUAUACAGUUAUCAAAGAAGUUCAAACUCCUGCUUAGAGUGUGGAUUUUGUGACCAUAUGCAUGUAUGUAACUGUGUCCAGCUUCAUUUGGAUAAAUAAUUUGGUCAGGUGAUGUCUGAGCCCAAUUUGUUGUUGUGGGGAGAAGGAUGCAGAACAGUGUUUAUGGCUAUCCAAAAUGACAUUUCCCCUGAGCUUGGUGAGAUAAAAGAGUAUCAUUUCUUCAUGUAGCAUUUGUUCCACCAAUUCAUAUUUACUGAAGAAAACUUUUACUUAUCACAGGCUAGGCAGGAGCCACAUUUGAUUCCCAUAAAAUCUCAAGUUGUGUGCAUGUUGUUGUCAUUUUAGAUGGGCAAUGUCCUAAUGGAGGUCCACUGUUCAACUAUGUCAUCCUCCAACAACCUCUUUAUUCCUUCUUCCACACUGCUUUUUGUACCCCUGAUUUGAUUCCCAAGUUGGUGGUGGAUUGAUCUUUCUUUUUCUUAUCCAGUCUAUUGGUGAAUAGUCUUGUUUUAAUGUCUUUUUCAUGUUCUACUGUGGCUUGCUCUUUUUAUCCUU
Musa acuminata AAA Group (dessert banana) is the source of this 2820-nucleotide messenger RNA. RefSeq lists its product as uncharacterized. NCBI's taxonomy places the organism in Eukaryota, Viridiplantae, Streptophyta, Magnoliopsida, Zingiberales, Musaceae. The coding region runs from base 394 to 849 and encodes 151 amino acids. The transcript has a single exon. The record is from RefSeq and is a predicted model, not a curated record.